Leptidea sinapis is the source of this 2267-nucleotide messenger RNA. It is a transcript of the gene ras, whose product is annotated as inosine-5'-monophosphate dehydrogenase. NCBI's taxonomy places the organism in Eukaryota, Metazoa, Arthropoda, Insecta, Lepidoptera, Pieridae. Gene Ontology annotation, molecular function: IMP dehydrogenase activity. The coding region runs from base 383 to 1918 and encodes 511 amino acids. The record is from RefSeq and is a predicted model, not a curated record. The transcript has a single exon. Gene Ontology annotation, biological process: GTP biosynthetic process. Gene Ontology annotation, cellular component: cytoplasm.
UCGUUACUCGUUCGAGUUGAUUAGGCUGUGGUGUGUUGUUCUCUGUUCAGUCAUCAGUGACUUACGGACUUCAGUUUUGCUUCAGACUUUAGUGUAGUCUGUAGACUGUACGUAUUUACUUCUUGGUACGUACGGCGUGUAGAAAACGCUGAAUUUGUGUUUUUUGAGAUAGCCGGUGCUUCUGUGUCACCCAAUAUAUCAAUUUUACUGCUAAUGCAAAAGUUAUCACCCCAAUAAUUCAUGCAAAUUGCAAUCCCCUAGUGUGAACUGUACUAAAAUAGUUUCGCCCGUAAAAAAUACCACGUGUGCGUGAGAAAGUGCCGAAAGAUUUCUCUAACCAAGAAUACCGGUUGUGAGAUUCUAUAUACAUUAAAUAGUUGAAAUGGCACAAGGGGAUAUCGAUAUUCGUGAUGGGCUGUCAGCUCUAGAUAUGUUUGUGAACAGCGAGGGCUUAACAUACAAUGAUUUUUUAUUAUUACCUGGUUAUAUUGAUUUUACUGCUGAAGAAGUAGAUUUGACAUCACCACUUACAAAGAAGAUAAGCCUCAAAGCACCCUUGGUGUCAACUCCUAUGGAUACAGUGACUGAAGCAGACAUGGCAAUAGCAAUGGCCUUAUGUGGUGGAAUUGGAAUAAUUCAUCACAACUGUACACCUGAAUACCAAGCUAAUGAAGUUCACAAAGUCAAAAAGUAUAAACAUGGUUUUAUUAGAGAUCCUAUGUGUAUGGGUCCGGAACACACUGUUGCUGAUGUUAUUGCAGCAAAGAAGGCUAAUGGAUUCACUGGUUACCCAGUUACUGAGAAUGGCAAACUGGGUGGCAGAUUAAUUGGUAUAGUGACAUCUAGGGAUAUUGAUUUUAGGGAGGGAGAUCCUCAUUUAAGCCUUAAAGAGGUUAUGACUCCCAUUGAUGAAAUGAUUACAGCACAAUCAGGUGUCACUCUCCAGGAUGCUAAUUAUAUUCUGGAGAAAAGUAAGAAGGGUAAGCUACCCAUAAUCAAUGGACAAGGAGAACUAGUAGCUCUUAUUGCGAGGACUGAUUUAAAGAAAGCCCGGAGCUACCCGAAUGCAUCAAAGGACUCAAAUAAACAAUUACUAGUUGGUGCUGCAAUUGGUACCCGAGAAGCUGACAAGGAACGCUUGAAGAUGCUGGUAACCAAUGGAGUUGAUGUUAUCAUACUAGACUCGUCUCAGGGCAAUUCUGUGUAUCAAGUAGAAAUGAUAAAAUAUAUAAAAAAAAAUUAUCCUGAUAUUCAAGUCAUUGGUGGAAAUGUUGUAACAAGAAUGCAAGCAAAGAAUCUUAUAGAAGCUGGGGUGGAUGCACUCAGAGUGGGCAUGGGCAGUGGUUCCAUUUGUAUUACUCAAGAAGUAAUGGCAUGUGGAUGUCCCCAAGCUACUGCUGUGUAUCAAGUUGCAUCAUAUGCAAGACAGUUCAAUGUACCAGUGAUUGCAGAUGGAGGAAUACAAUCUGUGGGGCACAUUGUUAAGUCACUCGCAUUAGGAGCAUCCACUGUUAUGAUGGGAUCACUCCUUGCAGGAACAUCAGAAUCUCCAGGAGAAUACUUCUUUUCAGAUGGAGUAAGACUCAAGAAGUAUAGAGGUAUGGGAAGUCUUGAGGCCAUGGAAAACAAAGAUGGCAAAGGUUCUGCUAUGAGCAGGUACUUCCACAAGGAAUCAGACAAGCACAGAGUAGCUCAAGGUGUGAGCGGAAGUAUUGUUGACAAAGGUUCUGUAUUAAGGUUCCUUCCAUAUCUACAAGCUGGAAUGCAACACAGUUGCCAAGACCUUGGAGCAAGAUCUGUAGCCAAGCUACAAGAGAUGAGUUAUUCAGGAGAUCUGAGAUUCAUGAAGAGGACAUACUCAGCACAAUUAGAAGGCAAUGUGCAUGGAUUAUUUUCUUAUGAAAAAAGAUUAUUUUAAUUGAAUAUCUCUACAGUACAAUGCAUCUUUUUGUGAUAUAUAUAUUGUUUUUACGCUACAGUGAUAAAAUAUUGUAUAUAAUGGAGUGGGUAUAAAAUUGAAAGAAACAGAAGAAUCAAUCUAAUGAUUGUCUUCAGUUAAGAGAAUAUGGAAUGUAUAUUAAUGAUAUGGUCAUGCUUAUAUAAGUAAGUAGUGCACUAAUGAAUUGAUAUAUUUCCAAGCACUCCUUUUUAUAAAACCUAUAUCACUGUUAUUAAAAGUUAAAUAAAUUUUUGUAUUUGUAUAUAGAGACAUUAUUUUUUUAAACAGAAGUAUUGCCAGUUUUCACAAUGAUAAAAUAUGUAAUAUA